Helianthus annuus (common sunflower) is the source of this 1428-nucleotide messenger RNA. RefSeq lists its product as uncharacterized. The transcript has a single exon. The coding region runs from base 1 to 1428 and encodes 475 amino acids. NCBI's taxonomy places the organism in Eukaryota, Viridiplantae, Streptophyta, Magnoliopsida, Asterales, Asteraceae. The record is from RefSeq and is a predicted model, not a curated record.
AUGGAUGAUGUUAAAGUCAUCAGUUUGGAGUUAAGUAGGAGUACUGAUGUUACCUUCCCUUCACUUGAAAUUCUAAGGUUUGAAGAUAUGUCUAGUUGGGAGGUUUGGUCAACCAAUAGCGAAGUAAUGUUUCCACGCCUUCGAGAGCUUCAAAUAAUCAAAUGUCCCAAUUUGAGUGAUGUCUCACUUGAAGCAUUACCUUCGCUAAGAGUUUUGGAGAUAGAGGGAUGUGGUGAAAGUGUGCUGAGAAGUCUGGUUCAAGCAGCUUCAUCAACCACUAAAUUGGAAAUUAGAUCGAUUUUAGGGCUUACGGAUGAGGUAUGGAGAGGUGUCAUCGUGAAUCUUGGGGCGGUUGAAGAGCUAUGCAUACAAAAUUGUGAUGAGAUAAGAUACCUGUGGGAAUCAGAUGCAGAGGCAGGUAAAGUUCUUGUAAAUUUAAAGGAAUUGCAGGAUUUUAGAUGUAAAAAUUUGGUGAGUUUAGGAGAGAAAGAGGAGGAUGAGGAUAACACUGGGAGCGACCUCUUAUCAUCUCUUAAGAAGUUGGAUAUAAAGUUCUGUGAAAGUAUGGAGCGUGUGUGUUGUCCAAAUAGCAUUGAGAGUUUAGAUAUCUUUAGGUGUAGUUCAGUUAGAGAUGUCUCCUUCCCAAGAGCAACAACAACAGGUGGAGGAGGGCAGAAUCUCAAGUCACUUAGUAUAUGGCGUUGUGGAAAUCUAAAAUCAAUAAAUCAAUUGAGUAACUCCACUCCCCUCACCUCUUUGACAAUAAGAGAAUGUAAAAACAUGGAGUUAUCUUCUGAUCUUCAUCAGCUAUCAAAUCUCACAGAACUGGAAAUAGAACGUUGUAAAAGCAUAGGGUCAUUUUCUGACCUUGAGCUAUCAAACCUCACCAGGUUGGAAAUAGCAGUUUGUGAAAGCAUAGAGUCAUUUCCUAACCUCCAUCUGCCAAAUCUCACAGAACUGAAGAUUUUAAGUUGCAAAAACAUGAAGGCAUUUGGUGACCUGCAGCUACCAAAUCUAAGCUGGUGGAUGAUAUGGGAUUGUGAAAAUCUGGAGUCAUUUCCUGACCUUCAGCUAUCAAAACUCACCAUGUUAAAAUAUAUGACUAUCUCCAGUUGUCCAAUGAUUGAUGCUUCCUUUCCUCGUGGGCUUUGGCCUCCCAAUUUGGUUAGGCUUACAACAGGGGGGUUGAAAAAGCCCAUCUCAGAAUGGGGCUAUCAGAAUUUCCCACCUUCCCUUGUUUACCUAUCUUUACAUGAUGAACCUGAUGUGAGGAAUUUCAGUCAAUUGUCCCUCCUUUUCCCUUCUUCUCUUACAUCUCUAUACAUAUCUGGAUUUGAUAAUCUGGAAUCAGUUUCAACGGGACUCCAACACCUCACAUCCCUUCAACAUCUCAGGAUUAGCUAUUGCCCUGUUAGAUAUAUUUAUUAA